AUGGUAUUUUACACGGGGCGCUUUGGGCAUUUACCUGCGAAAUCAUGCCCCGGAAGCCCCGUCCCUACCGGCCCAAGACAAGAGGUCCGAUUGAACUCCACCCCAGGGUACACCCCUAACACCAGAUUUGAACUAAUCCCAGGCUUUACUUCGAACAUAGGCUGCUUUGAGUGCUCAAAACGGAGGAUAAGCUGCGAUCGUACCGAGCCGCAAUGUGAGAAAUGCCAAUCCAGAGGCCUAAGGUGCAGUGGGCUCGGCAUUCGACACCGCUUCAGCGAUGGUAUCGCUGCCCGGGGCUUCUGGGUCGGCAAGACAAUCCAGGAAGUCUUUGAGGGGCGAGAUGCCGAACGACAAGUAAAAGCGUCAUCCCUGGAGCGGAUAUCAAAGCCAUGCCCGAACAGCGCGAAGCUGUGCGGAGAACUUGGCAGCGAGGAACAUUUCCCGCAGGACAACGAUCAAGGACUGGGUCAUGCGGAUAUCCCGGCCUCUCCCAGCGAAAUUAACGUCGAUGAUAACGUCGAUGAUAACGUCGAGUCUACGGAGGAUGUAUCAAACAGUGAACCUCUCCUCCAGAUGCAGAGGCCACAGGAAUUCGCUCAGUCAAGAAAUAUAGCAACAACGGGGAUAGCACAGAAACAUAGCUGUCUGAGGGUUCAGCCGUCACCUGCCAAAGUCGCAUCGUGGGCGCUGCCUCUUCUUCUUCACUUCUCCGAUCAUAUCGCCGGGGAAAUGGUAGCGAUAGAUGGCUUGCACAACGGGUGGAGGCAUCUGGUCCUGCCCAUUGCCCAUCUAGAUCAAUUGGUACUAAACUCAGUGUUGACAGUCGCCUCCUUCCAUCGAUACGGGCAACACUUAUCUCAACCAAAGAACCUGGAUGUCCGUGAGGAUUCCCUUCCAGUACCGCCGGGCCUGUCAUAUCAGCUAUCUACAAACGCCAACCCUCCUGCAUCUCAGCUGUACACUUGGACAAUUGCAGAUCUGCAACGCCGAGAUCUCGGACAUAGCGAUCAAUCCUCUAGACUUUCCAUCUUACUCGCCAUCCUGGUGCUGUUGGUGGCAGUCAUGGUCACAGGUUCAGAUGACUUCCCGCUACUAUUUCGCCUACCUGAGUCCGCACUCGAAGCCAUCGGGGGAGAAGACAGCCUGGGCGAAGACGAGCUGUCACGGUUUAUCGUCCGCCAAGUUCACAAAAUGCGGGUAUACGCUACACCGCUGAUCAAUGAGCAGUGGGGCAUCACAACACUGAGCACACACCAGAACAUCACGCAGGCAUUUGAAUGCAUCCGGCACUGCUCUCAGCACCAGCCAGAGCACUAUCCGAUUACGUCGUUGGUCAUGAGUCUCAUCCAGCAAUCCUACGACAUAUAUCUCGACCAAGCGCAUCGUGAUAUACUGUCGGCAGCUUCCGGUAGCAACAGCUUUCCACAGUUCGCCGAGUCUAUCUGCCGGGUUCAACGAUUCAAGGAGACGUUUGAAUCUUUCCCUGCUGACUCGCCCGAGCAUAAAUCAUUCUUCCGGGACGUCUUCGCAUCUUUCUACAAGCGCAGCGGCUUUGAGAAUCUUCGCAAAGGCAUGGAUCAACUUGAACGAGUCUGGAAAAGGAGAGCAUUGGGCGAUAGAUGGAUCUCAUUACUGCCACAAGCUAAAGUAUUCAUCAUGUGA
This is a messenger RNA of Colletotrichum siamense, 1662 nucleotides long. RefSeq lists its product as uncharacterized. The transcript is spliced from 5 exons. Gene Ontology annotation, molecular function: DNA-binding transcription factor activity, RNA polymerase II-specific; zinc ion binding; transcription cis-regulatory region binding. Bases 1 to 1662 code for a protein of 553 amino acids. NCBI's taxonomy places the organism in Eukaryota, Fungi, Ascomycota, Sordariomycetes, Glomerellales, Glomerellaceae. Gene Ontology annotation, biological process: positive regulation of transcription by RNA polymerase II. Gene Ontology annotation, cellular component: nucleus. The record is from RefSeq and is a predicted model, not a curated record.